AUGCUUUUUGGACUUUUGGGGCUGUUCCUGGCUUUGACGCAGAGUUGUAGGUGCGCUCCACAACAGACCUGUUAUCCAGGAGACGAACUUUUGGGAAGAUGCAGCAACAAUGUGUCCGAAGCAAAACCUACCUGCACAGAGAUGCAUCUGAGCUACUGUAAUGAUGUAGGAUACACUAGUACUAUAUUUCCAAACAUCCUUGGCCACCGGACCCGUAUGGAUGCCGAAUCGGGGGCAGAGUACCUUCUUCUUAGUGUCAUCCAUGGCCUCCUAAAUGGCGAGUGCUCCCCUGACAUUCGUCUCGUGGGCUGCUCGGUACUCGCAUCACCCUGCCGGGAUGACAAGAUAGUUAAGCCUUGUCGCAGUACAUGUGAGGCCCUGAAGAAGGACUGUUUCCAUACCUUCGAGGCUAUAGACAUGGCCUGGCCAUACUUCCUGGACUGUGACCGCUUCUUUGCAAGUGACAGAGAAGGCUGCUUUGACCCACUAGCGGCGCUCAAAGCAAGACAGGCUCAAGCGAGGUCCAGUCUCACACCAGAAGAACCCAGCACCAUCAUCCAGUUUACACAUACGACUAACAGCCAGAUGUACAAUUUACUCAAGAGAACAGCAGCCAAGUGUUCCCACAUCUCUCAGGUUUACAGCAUUGGCCGCAGCACCGAGGGUCGAGAUUUACUCGUCAUUGAAUUUAGCAACAAUCCUGGACAGCAUGAACUGUUGAAGCCAGAGGUCAAGCUGAUAGGCAACAUGCAUGGCAAUGAGGUGCUGGGUCGCCAACUGCUCAUCUACCUGGCUCAGUACUUGUGCUCAGAGUAUAACUUUGGAAACCAGCGGGUUCAAGCACUCAUCAACACCACACGCAUCCACAUCUUGGCCUCCAUGAAUCCCGAUGGCUACGAGCUUGCCGCCGCAGAGGUAGAGGAAAGCAAUGACCCGGAGCGCAUCAACCAGGAAGGCCACUUAAUGAACGGUUGGACAAAUGGCCGUGCAAACGCCCAGAACCUCGACCUAAACCGCAACUUUCCUGACCUCACAACUGUCCUCUACCGGAACCGUCGCAGUGUACACUACCGCACUGACCACAUCCCGAUUCCUGAUGGCUAUUGGUUUGGAAAGGUGGCGCCAGAGACCUUUGCAGUAAUGAAAUGGAGCAGGUCAAUUCCCUUUGUCCAGUCUGCCAGCCUCCAUGGAGGUGAGCUAGUAGUCUCCUAUCCUUUUGACUUCUCCAGACACCCACAUGAGGAGAAGAUGUUCUCACCUACCCCGGAUGAACGGAUGUUUAAGCAACUGGCUCGUACCUAUGCAGAUGCUCAUGCCACAAUGUCAAACAAUGACACAGACAGGUGUGGAGCAAACUUUUACCGAACUAAGGGUAUCAUCAAUGGCGCACUGUGGUACAGUUUUCCUGGAGGCAUGUCAGACUUCAACUACCUUCACACAAAUUGUUUGGAGAUCACGGUAGAGCUGGGCUGUGACAAAUUCCCCCCAGAGGUUGAGCUUUAUCCAGAAUGGAAGAGGAACAAGGAAGCAUUGCUCAGUUUUGUUGAGUCGGUCCAUCGGGGGAUUAAAGGUGUUGUCAAGGAUGUUGAUGGCAAUGGGAUCAAAGAUGCCACCAUCUCUGUCAGGGGGAUUCGGAAAGAUGUCACUACAGCUGAGGGUGGAGACUACUGGCGUCUGCUGACCUCUGGUACUCACAUCGUGACAGCCACUGCCAAGGGUUACUCCAGGGUCAGCAAGCGAGUCCAUCUGCCUCACAACCUCAACAAGGCUGGACGAGUGGACUUCAUCUUGAAGAAGGUUCCCCUGAAGCCUGAAAUUGAUGACCACUUCUUCCCCACAAUAGACACAUGGGAUCGAUUUGACCCUUACAAUCAGUUUGAACGCUACAGCGAGCCAGAUGUUGUUGAGGGAGGAAUCGAACGACAGGAAAAACCUUGGUGGUGGUCCUACUUCUCCCAAUCUGGCAUCACGCCUCCAAACUGGCUGCUGCGAAAUGUAUAA
Nerophis lumbriciformis (worm pipefish) is the source of this 2001-nucleotide messenger RNA. NCBI's taxonomy places the organism in Eukaryota, Metazoa, Chordata, Actinopteri, Syngnathiformes, Syngnathidae. The record is from RefSeq and is a predicted model, not a curated record.